Manihot esculenta (cassava) is the source of this 1979-nucleotide messenger RNA. Its product is annotated as kinesin-like protein KIN-4C. Gene Ontology annotation, molecular function: microtubule motor activity. The record is from RefSeq and is a predicted model, not a curated record. The coding region runs from base 120 to 1655 and encodes 511 amino acids. NCBI's taxonomy places the organism in Eukaryota, Viridiplantae, Streptophyta, Magnoliopsida, Malpighiales, Euphorbiaceae. The transcript is spliced from 12 exons. Gene Ontology annotation, biological process: microtubule-based movement; mitotic spindle organization.
AAAUUUUGAAAAUUUCGCUGCUGAUCGGCGAAGAAAUGCGUUGCUCAUUUUAAAGGAAGAACUGUCUAUUUCAAAUCCCCGCUAGGCGUUAGUACAUUCUUCGUCUUUAGUUACAGAAGAUGAAAAAGCCGAAUCGCCGAUCGAAGCGAACAAGCGUUGCCGAUUCCUCGUCAUCACUAGCCAGCGGUGAUGGUAUACCACAAGAGCAGCAGCAGCAGCAUAAUGAGAAGAGGGUUGAUUUGGAGAAAGAAAACGAAGCCCUUAAGAGCACGAUUGAGGAACUGAAGCACAAACUGGCUAAUGUUUCACUCAACUCCGUUGAUGACCUUCGAAAGACGAAGGAAGAUGAUGAUUCUCAAAAGGUUGUGGAAAUGAAGAAGAAGCCGGACGGACGUUCUCCGCUUUCAGCACAAAAGCAAAUCUCAUCGCACAAAAAGAGAAGUGGUGAGCCACGUAUAUCAACACAGGACGAAAUUCAGAGAUUAAAGGCUCAAAAGGUCCACCUUCUUUGCAAGCUCAAGCUAGAGUCCGUGCAGUUCAGGCUGUCAAAAGCUUCAUUGGAGAAAGAAGUUCUUCAGCUUAAGAAAGAGCAAAGGAAGAAUGAUUAUGAAAUGCGAAAGCUGCUGGCUCUAAAUGAAAAACAGAAGCUGGUAUUGCAACGAAAGACAGAAGAAGCUGCUCUGGCUACUAAAAGGCUAAAAGAGCUAAUAGAAUCACGAAGGGCUUCCUCUCAUAGAACUUCUGGUUCUAAAAGCGGCAUCAGUUCUGGAAUUCAGGCAGUAGAAUUGGAUCUCAAAAUUGCAGCAAGGGUGGAGGAAAUACGCUCUGAAUUUGAACGUCAAAUGGAAGAGAUGGCUGAUGAGGUUAGAAAGUUCGAGGAAGAUGCAGAAACGCUAAGGCAAGAAAAUUAUAGGUACCUGUUACAGGAAAAAGAAGCUGAAUGCAUAGUGAGGGAUUCAGAGCUGAAAGACCUGAAGGAAGAAGUAGUCAGGCUAAGUAAUUUGGUUAAUCAACUGGGAAUGCCGAAGGCACAAUUUCAUGCAAAGAAGCAAGACGUGAAUCUGGUUAGAUCUUCUAUUUCUGUUGGAAGUAGUUUUGAGCUUAUGGACACACCUGAAUCAGAAUGUUCUGGAGGAAGUAAUGCUGUGUCGGGGAAAUUUACACCAAGAGUAUGCUGUUCUUGCAGUAAAAAAUCUCUGUGCAAGACAUCAAAAUGUGAAUGUCGAGCUGCAGUUGGCAUCUGUGGGACUGGAUGUGGGUGUGCAGCCGCUAAAUGCAGUAACAGAGGAACCUCUAUCAAAGUGGAUGACUCGCUGCAAAAAAAGGUGGCUAGUGACUUGGUGCUUUCUUCAGGCACCUCAGAAACUGAGAAAGCCGUUGUCACUUCUCAACCUGCUGAGGUUAAUAACGAUUGUGCACCGAGAAGGAAACCUUUGUCUGACAUUGGAAAUACUCUUGUCAAAUCCAGUCCUAUACAACCUGACCAGAAAAUGAUGGGGGGCAAACCAGUUAUACAGGUUGACACUGUAGAUUCCUCUUUGUUAGUGCCUGAAAUUGUUGAAGGCCCAAAAAAAGCAGACAGAGCUUCUCAAGCAGAUAUUUCUACAAGGUUAACUAGGGCCAAACGGUCAACAGUCUCCAAAAAGGAUACUUGAAACUGUAAGUUCAGCUCCAUGGCUUAGAACAUUAAACGAGAACAGUAACUUCUACGUUGAAUAUGAGAUGUACAGACUACAGAGCAUGAAUUGAAAUUAGAGAUAACAGGGACGCAACAGAAGGGCUUGUUUCUGGUGUGAGAUUGAGGAACUCUUUAUAAGAUCAUUUUUGUUUGAGAUGGGGAGAUGGGAUUUGUGUGCUACGUAUGAGGUGGCUUUCUCGAGUGAUUAAUUUUUUGCUCAAUUUAUCUUUGGUUCAAAGGCGAACAAUUGUUUUGAGAAAUUGGAUUACUGGUUAUUACUCGAUCAGGUAAAGUUCUUGUC